AUGAUCAGGAUCGCGAUUGCGCUUCUCGUGUUAAUUGAAAUAAAUGAAGUGCGCGGUUUCAGUCUUCUCGACCGCGUGAACGGACAGGAUAUCAGGACAUCGAUUCCCGACUUCAGAACAUCUGACGCCGACACAGGAAUGAGAUCGGCCCACUAUGUCGGAUCGUUUCGCGGCGAACCGAUUCGCACCCGCCAGCACAAUGCUUUCAUUGACGAUCAUGGCGUUCCAAUCCCAUUGAUGUCAUUCUCCGACUUCGGAAAAAUGACAUUACCACAUAAUCGUCACCACAAGACCAAGACAUUCGUUUCCGGCUUCAAGAAGACCAAGUUCACCGAGAACGAAAUCAAGGAUCAUGACCAGCUGCUCGCCGCUCUUCUCCGACUUUAA
Messenger RNA from Caenorhabditis bovis, 387 nucleotides. The record is from the annotation of a GenBank genome assembly. NCBI's taxonomy places the organism in Eukaryota, Metazoa, Nematoda, Chromadorea, Rhabditida, Rhabditidae.